UUACUUAACAGGUGGAAGGUUCAAGCUGAAACUCGCACUUUCCUUUUUCUUUAUCAGCUGUCAGUUGCUCUGAGAGAAAGCUCUAUUUAAGCAGGAAUGUGAAUUUUUUUUCAGUGAACAUCUUGAUAUUUAAGGACUUUCAGAGCAGGAUGAUGUGGGUGCAGGAUGAGAAUAACACAGAUGCUGAUGGAAAUGAUUUGCUCUCCCCUACAAGUUCCGAUGGAGAGACUGACUUGUCCUCUGACGAUGGGGGAGAUAUUGAGUGUAAGAUCUUGGAAAAGCAGAGGAAUGUGGCCUAUCAGAAGCUGUCUGAGCUGGAAGAAGUUUCCAACCAACUUCUGAAGGAGAUUAAUGUGCUGGAGAUCCAGUUCCAGACUGAGCGCUGCUGCAGGGAGAAUGCAGAGUCACUAGCUGUCAAAGUAAGCAAUGAGAACAAAGUCUUGAAAAGGAGGAGCAUGAUGCCAUUGAUCAGUGAGCUGCCAGAAAACCUGUUUGAUCUGAGUCUUGAUGCAGAUGAUCACUUAAUUUGUGGCGAUGUGGUUGAUCUCGGACAUGAGGACAACAAUGAAGAGAAUCUGCUGCUGGAGAGUCAAGCCAAAAUCACAGCGUUACAGGCAUCAGUGGAUGGACUGCUGGCUGAGAAACUGCAACUCGAGCAGCAAGUUGAGGACUUGACCACAGAGCAGAACCACCUCAGAGAGCAGCUUGCUUUGGAGAUUGCAGAGAAGGAGGCCCUUUUGAGGAAGAUUAACAAACAAAACAAGACCAUAAAUAAGAUCAAACGAGUUUCCCAGAUGGUCACUGAGGAGUUCACUGAAAUGUCUCAGAAACUGGAGCUGGAGCAGGACCUCCGGCAACAGGCUGAAGUCGUUGCCCAUCAGAUGUUGGUGGAGAAGACAGAGUACCAUGGGCAAAACAUGGUGGAGAUGGAUGGCAAAGACAGUGGCAUUCAGCUUCAACUGCAGGAAGCACUGGAGCAGAUUUCCCACAUCAACACAACUAUGUCUGAUAUACAUCGCUACUAUCAAAGCCAGGGUAAAGAAAGGAUGGAUGCUAUGGAGGAGAGCAGGAUCCUCUCUGAGCUGAGAAAUAAGCUGGAGAUGAGUGAAAGGGAGAAGAAAACUCUGGAAACUCAACUGUUUGAAGCGAACAAAUGUGUAGCACAGCUGCAAACAGAAGUGAAUCAGAUUCAAGAAACUCAAAGCUUUGGGGCUAUGACAAAAGAACUCAGUGCGCCACCGCCUCCACCUUUGCCACCGCCUCCACCUCCGCCACCGCCUCCACCUCCGCCUCCGCCUCUGUCCACACCUGCCAUUAACUUCCAAGAUUUUCUGAGGAGUAGGAGGAAAGAUGGAGUUAGCAAAACUGAACAAAACAAUUCAACACCCUUGUUGAACAUGAAGGCAAAGGCAGUGGAUGAAAUGAUGGAAAGAAUAAAGAAGGGCAUUGUCCUUAGACCCGUUAUGAAAAUACAGGAAGAAGACACCUGCUGGAAGGACCAGAAAAGUCAAAACCGAAAAUCCGCCAUCCUAGAGUUGAAAGGAAUGUUGGACAAUAUGAAACGUCGAGAUUCUUCGAAAAGAGGAACCAGCCGGAGAGUGGAAAACUCAGAACUCCUGCUGGUCCUCCAAAGGAGGAGAAGGGUCAUGGCAGGGAAUUCGGAGCAAUCGUCUACGUUACAGGAUCCCCAUCCAGGAAAGACAUGCAUCCCAGCAGCAGGUGAUGGUCCCUGGGCAUCUGAGUUCAGCAAUGCCCCAGUGCUUCGGAGGCUGAAACAGAACAGGGAGAAGAGAGACUCUCGCAUCCGGGAAUCAGCAUUGAUCAUCAACCAUAAGACCUGAAAGCAGUCAGAGGAAAACAUCUCCAAUGUGGCAACUGAUUGAAAAUCCCACAUAGACCUCUGAUAAAAAUCUGUUUUGCAUGUCAGUUCUUUGUCCAAUCAUUUAAACCAAACAGAUGUUACAAACAAACCUGGAAAUCAAAUAAAAUAGACUUUAUCGUGUCAUGUGAACCAAGUUUGCAGAGGGCCUAUGCUUGUUGCGUGUAAGAAAAUGGAGCUCUUUCAGCCGUAUUUAAUGUCCGGCAUCAUUUCUGGGAUUCUAGCUUUCAGGAGAGAUAAGUGCUCGUUAUACUUUUUUUAUUCCAUAGAAAAUAGAUGAAAUAUAGGCAGAAAAAAAGCCCCACAUUUGUGAAUACUUUCGCCCACUUCUUCCCCCCUGUGCUUUUCUGUGAAAGCCGAGCUCUGCAGCAGAAUGGGGGCUGCCUCGUGUUCAGGCACAUUAAAACUGCCGCACCCGAAGCACAGAGGUGUUGCUGAGAUAAGAGCCUGAGGUGAUCUGAUAGCUCCCUCCUGAAAGUUUUUAAAUGCAGCAGGUCGCCUUUUGUUUUCUCACCUCCACACAGUUGCUGUGCACAGGAGUGUGCGCAUGAAUGAGCGUGCACACCUUUACAGCACACCGUCCAUCUAUCUGCCUAUCAACCUUUGUUAAAAGCAUUUGAAAAGUGGAUGGAUAUACUCUCAACUUUCAAUCUGACACCAUUUUAGUGUCUUCACACUGUUUCACAUUAUAUAUUUACUUCAUUUAGCGCUUUACCUGAAGCUGUGUCCUUUUUUUCUCUCUUUCCAGCAUACAUUUUUUAUUGUUUUGCUCCUGAUUCUCAGAGGUGACAGCUUUUUCAUAUAAAGUGCGCAAACGUGUGUGCUUGUGUAAAUAAUAUUUGUGUCAAUGUGCGGAUAAGAGAGAAAUAAAGAACAAAACAAUCAA
Molecule: messenger RNA, 2765 nt
Organism: Oryzias latipes (Japanese medaka)
Lineage: Eukaryota; Metazoa; Chordata; Actinopteri; Beloniformes; Adrianichthyidae
Source: RefSeq, a predicted model, not a curated record